Molecule: messenger RNA, 831 nt
Organism: Xyrauchen texanus (razorback sucker)
Lineage: Eukaryota; Metazoa; Chordata; Actinopteri; Cypriniformes; Catostomidae
Product: T-cell surface antigen CD2-like
Exons: 5
Coding region: 1-831 (276 amino acids)
Source: RefSeq, a predicted model, not a curated record
AUGUGGAUUCAGACGGUAAUUAAAUUCAACACAUUUGGGGAACUGCAAGUUCUUGCAGGAGCUAACAACCAUGUGAUCUGGACCCAUAAUCAAAAGACGGUGUACAUAAAGAAGGGCUCAUAUGUUACGGUCAAAGAGCUCGACACAGACCACAGUGGAUCCCUGAUUCUGGAGAACAUACAGAUAAACCAGUCUGGGAAGUACAAGGGUGAAGUCUAUAGUGAUGAUGGAACAUUUAAAAAGGGAAAUGAAGCACAGCUCUGUGUGCAAGAGCCAGUGGCCGAACCUACAGUCAUCUUCAAGUGUGCAGAAAAUGGAGUCACUUUAACUUGUAGUGCCUUAAACCACUCCGAGGUGGUUGUAUCAUGGAAAAAAAAUGGAAAGAAAGAAUCCAACAUGGCAAAUGCUGUUUUACAUGCAAACUCAUCUGACCUCAAAGCUGGAGAUAAUUUCUCUUGCACAGUCAAAAACAUGAUAAGUGUAAAAUCAGCUAAAGACGUUCAGCCAGUAUGUUCUGAUACAGAGAUGUCUGAGAAGACAUUUCUAUUUGGCUUGGACUUUCGGUGGAUGUUGGUGGUCCUGACAGGAGGUGGCACUUUCCUCCUCAUACUUCUCAUCUGCAUAGUCGGUGUCUGCUGCUGCUACAGACGGAGACACGUGAAAAAGGAGCAAGAUUAUCGGCUUGCCUUUCUAAUGCCAGAUAAAGACAAUCAGCCUGAUUGCCAGAACAAUCGGGAAACUGCAUCUCAAAGGACAUCCGAAGGCCAGAGUCCUCUUCCACCCAUAUCCAACCCCCGAAGACCACCUAGUUUUCCACCCUCUUAUAUAUAG